CCAGUCGCAGUCGCGCCGCCGUCGCGUCACUACGUUCCGUACACUCUUUCUCACAUAUCAAAAACCUUCCUUCAUUAAAAAUCACGUCCCGUCAAAACCAUCCCGACACAUACGUUCGAGACGACGCAACGUGCGGCCGUUUCACGCGCCCGCCAUCUAAAUACGCUUAUUUAUUUGAAUGUAAAUAAAUACAUUUCAAUAUAAACGGUGAGAUUUGAGCAUGUGAUAAGUCCCAGUGAUCAUAAUUUCGGUUACUUUGAAGUCAAAAUGUGGAUUGUUCUGUAAACGUGGAAUUUGCAGGCAAAUCUCUGAAUACGCAAAUAUUUUAAAAGAUGCAAUGCGGAACAUUUAAAGUGUCAAGAUAGAUUAGAUCGACGUUUUAAAAGCAGCCGGGCGCUAAUAUUUUGCGAUGCGAAGACGUAGAUAAUCAUCGAUGAUGGAUGAAGUAACGCAACCUAUACGAAGUAUGGCUUUGCUAUGGAUCCUCUCAGGCCUCGUGGCAGUGGACGCAGUCAAAGUCGUCAUAGAGCCUUUGCCUAAAGGAUAAAAAUAAUGAAUUCAACACGUUAAAAUAAUUAACAGUUGUGUGGUGUUGUGUUUACAAGUGACUGUGAUCAAGAAAGAUGCGGACUAUGAGAGCCUUAGCUCUAUCUGUACGUUGGUUUGCGUUCCUAGUCGUUAGUGUAGAAUGGCAAGUCAAUACACAGGCUGUGCAACAAACAUCAGAAGUAGACAGUUCCUACAAUUUUUAUUAUGAACAACCGUGUUGUACUGGACCCGUUAUUAAGAGCAAAUAUCAUGUCAGACAUAAGAGAGAUCAUGUACGGGAAUUCUCCUGCGGCACACUCUACUAUAGAACCUUCUUUGUGGAUUCCAAACGCGAUGCGCUCUACGUCGGAGCGAUGGAUCGACUUUAUCGACUUAACAUGAACAAUAUCAGCUCCUCACACUGUGAUAGAGAUUCCAUAAAUCUGGAACCCAGCAAUGUUGCUCAAUGUGUCUCCAAGGGAAAAUCUGAACACUUCGAUUGCCGCAAUCACGUCAGGGUAAUCCAGCCAAUGGGCGAUGGUGCAAGGCUGUACGUCUGCGGCACAAACGCGCACAGCCCUAAAGAUUGGGUUCUUUAUUCCAACCUGACGCACCUGCCUCGUCACGAGUACGUGCCGGGCAUCGGCAUGGGCGUCGCCAAGUGUCCGUACGAUCCGGCCGACAACUCCACCGCCUUGUGGGUGGAAAAAGGCAACCCUGGCGCCCUGCCCGCUUUGUACUCGGGAACUAAUGCCGAGUUCACUAAAGCAGACACCGUGAUCUUCAGAACUGACCUGCAUAACUUGACUACGGGUCGUCGGGAAUUUUCUUUUAAGCGGACUUUGAAAUACGACUCCAAAUGGCUGGACAAACCAAACUUCGUCGGAUCAUUCGACGUCGGAGAAUACGUGCUUUUCUUCUUCCGCGAGACUGCUGUGGAGUACAUCAACUGCGGCAAGGCGGUGUACUCACGGGUGGCGCGAGUCUGCAAGCGAGACACAGGCGGGAAGAAUAUUCUCAGCCAGAAUUGGGCCACAUACUUGAAGGCUCGUCUCAACUGCAGCAUACCAGGAGAAUUCCCGUUCUAUUUCAAUGAGAUACAGAGUAUCUACAAGGUACCCGGUGAUGACAGUCGUUUUUACGGAGUCUUCACAACAGCGUCGACGGGGCUGAUGGGUUCUGCAAUUUGUACUUUUACAAUUGGAGACAUUCAGAAAGCAUAUGAAGGCAAAUUCAAGGAGCAAGCGACGUCUAGUUCAGCAUGGCUACCUGUAAUCAGCAGCAGAGUCCCUGAACCAAGACCUGGAACCUGUGUUAAUGAUACCGCAUCUCUGCCUGACACAGUGCUUAAUUUUAUAAGGUCGCAUCCACUGAUGGACAGUGCAGUGUCGCACGAACAUGAAAAACCAAUAUACUACAAACGAGACCUGUUCUUUACCCGCCUGGUGGUAGACAGGGUAAAGGUGGACAUGUUAGGACACCAGCUCGACUACACAGUGUACUACGCGGGCACUAAUGAAGGUAAAAUUCAUAAAAUCGUGCAAUGGACUCGGAACGGCGACAGCCAGUCAGCUUUACUUGACAUCUUCGACGUUACUCCCGGCGAACCAAUUCAGGCAAUGGCGAUAUCCCGUGUGCACGGCUCCUUGUAUGCAGCGUCAGACCGACGCGUACUACAGCUACGCCUGGCACUGUGCGCGCGCCGCUACGAUGCAUGCGUACGUUGCGCGCGCGAUCCCUACUGUGGAUGGGACCGGGAUGCCGGCGUGUGUCGCGAGUAUAUGCCGGGGUUAAUACAAGACGUAGCAAAUGAAACAGCAGACAUAUGUGACUCGUCCAUCGCCCGCAAGAGCGUGUCGGCAACUUGGGGUCAGAGCCUGCACCUCGGCAGCUUUGUCAAGAUGCCAGAAGUAUUGCAACCCAGGGCUGUCACGUGGUUUCACUACUCCAGAGAUAAAGGAAGGCAUCCUAUUACUUUUAAUAAACCAGAGAAGUACAUCGAGACCUCAGAGCACGGUCUGCUCAUCAUAUCAGUGACGGAGGCUGACGCGGGCCGCUACGACUGCUGGUUGGGCGGGUCUCUGCUCUGCUCCUACAACAUCACCGUAGAUACGCACAGAUGUUCGCCGCCGGAAAAAAGUAACGAAUAUCAGAAGAUCUACUCGAAUUGGUGUCAUGAAUUCGAAAAAUACAAGACGGCUAUGAAGACCUGGGAAAGAAAACAAGAGCAAUGCUCGAGGCAGAACGACUCGAAUCAGAAUACUCAUCCAAACGAGAUAGUGUGAUAGCUUCUGAACAUCGCCUACCUCAUGUUUCAAUCAGUCAACUACUACGCCGGAGCGAUACCAGUGCCGUACGUCUCAGCGGGCCUCAAGUACUUCAACAUAUUCUCGUAAAUUAUCCACAAUUAACAGUGAACAGCUCAAUGACUUAUAAAAAUACAGUGAGAGCGAACAAAAUAACUAAAUUCAAAAAAUUCAGCCACGUUUAAUAAUUAUGAGCUCAGCGUAGUGAACCAAGUGCCCCAUAUAAAAUUAAAUUACUAAAAAAACUAUACUGAAACUAAAUAUUUUAAACCAAUAAUAUUUAAGUUAAAUAAAAUAGCUCAAUACACGGAUUUGUUACUAAAUAUAAACAAGAAGACCAGACACGGAUCCUUAAAUUACAAUUCAGUAUUAAUCGGCUUCAAUUGUAACGAAAAUAUCUAUAAAAUAAAUAGUGAAUAAAAGCUCAAGUGAAUCACAACUUUAGUGUUAAAUAACAGAGAAAUUGAUAAUUAAUGGUACAGAAUUAUUGAUCUCGUGAACUCAGUGCCCCAUUAGAUUUUGUGAACUCUUCGUGAUUUGUGACAGAACAUUUCCAACAACACAGCAUAACAUGAGAAGGCGAUUGGAUAAAAAAAAAAUUAUGGACCUCAUUUAUUAAAAUUAAGGACAGUUUCCUAGCGUCGUGCGUUGCUUUGUUGGAAUAUUGAAUGUAAAAAGGACUUAUCUAAAUCGUAAUGUAAGUACGCUUCUUUCGUUGAAUAAGUAGAAUUCUUAGCGAUCAAAAUGGAAUUAAUUUUGGAUGUAAACGAUAAAUUAUUAUCACCGAAUAUUAAUUGCUAUAAGCCAUAUCUGUAGUGAGCGAGUGCUAUUUCAUUAUUAUUUACUGUAUUUAUUCCCCGCUAUUUCAUAUUCCGCUAACGAUCUGCAUAUUAUUUACCUUUUAAAUUAAUGUGUUCGAGCGCUAAUUAACCGUUAGAUUUAAUAAGUGAAGUAAAAUAAAUUCAACAGUUAUGAAGCUCGGUUGAUGCCCGAUGUAAUUAACUACACGCUAUAUUGAAAGUUUUAAUGCACUACGUCCGAUUUUGAUAUUUGAUUAAGGACAUGAAUUUGGAACAUUUACUAAAGAGUAAAAGUAAAAGCAACAAUUAUUCAAACAGCUUUUUUGUUUUUUUUUUUUCGAUAACAACAAACCAUGUAUCAUGAUCCAAGUUGUAAUUAAGUUUGUUAGUAAAUGAUCAAGAGAAGUUAUCUCUCUGCUCGACUAAUGGGUGAAUAAUACGUAUCGUUUCGUGUUUUCAAAUCUCUGAGGGUUGUGGCUCGCCUCAUUAUUUUUCCCUUUUCGUGUAAAUAGUUACUCAUUCUUUUACUAAUGUAAGUGUACUAUAGAAUGCACGUCCCUAAACUUAAUGAAUAUAAUUUAAGCCUGUGAUAUAUAAGAAAUUCGUUUAGGUGAUAUAAUUUUUAAGUGUCUACUCAAACAUACACUGGUAUUAUAAUCGAGAAUAUAUUAUUUAAAAUCAAAAUUAUCAAAAGUAUAUAUAAUAAGGACGUUUUUAAAGUAAUAUUAUAUGUUUCUAAUGUCAGAAUUAAUACUUUACAAUAAACAUCACAGAUUUAGUGUAGAUUAAAAUAGAUGUCACAUUCCUUUGCCACUGCCAUUUAAGUAUAGAUAUAUAAUUAUGACGGGUUAUAUUUUAUAUAUAAUUCAUUCAAAGUUUAAAUAAAAUGACCCAUUGUUCUUAGAUGUGAACGAAUAUAGUUAUAUAUUAAUCCAUAAAAAUGUAAAAUAGACUUUAUGCGGUACAACCGUAUAAUUGACGUAAUAAUACAGCAAUAAUUUUUACUAAAAUUUCAGCAAAGCUUGCUCAUUUGAAUAAUAUGUACGCCUACACAUACGGAACCAAAACAUAUUAGACUCCAUAUCUCUUAAAACUUCUGAGUACAAUAAACUCAGAGAAAAGUAAAUCAACAUAGUUAACUAUGUUAUAAGUAUUAUAAAGUAUAUUGUCAAAUUUAUCCUACAAAAAUAUACUUGCAAAUAUUGAAUUCGACUGUACUUUAAAUCGUACCAUAUGUUUUCGCGUACAUAUUUACAUCAUUAAUAUUUAUUCAUAUAUAAAUUGAAAAAUGAAAUAUUAGCGUAACGUAGCCAGUGUUUAGGAAAUACUCUGCAUAUUUUUGUACAAAAAAAAUUAAUCUAAAUGUGUUUAGAUAAUUAGUAUGUAAUGUUUAUCACGUAUCAUUCUCAUUGGUACCUUUUUGAACUAAUUUGUUCCGUUUACACUUACGCUUUUUUGUUCUCAUAAAUUAUAUAUAAUAUAAAAAUUGCCAUGAAAAAUGUAUUAUUGUGCUUUAAAUUUCAUACUGCAAAAUCAAAUUACUUGAACUAGAAAUAGCAAUUCAAUUCAAAGAACAUAACGAGAGCGCGGAAGUGUAAACGAAGCCAUUUGACUUCAUAUCAUUUUUACUACGAGUACAUAAGAGCUUGUAUCGUAUUGUACUUACGUCAUCAAUUUCUAUUUAUAACGCAGUCGAAUAGAAUAUACAAACGAAUUGCAUUUUAUGAAAUCAUAAAAAUAUAUUUUCUAGUAUUUUAUUGAAAUACCUUAGCGUUAUCAGCUAUAUUUAUCGUAUGUAGUGAAAUUAUUUAACUUGUAUCUUGAGUACCGUGGACACCGAUUCAUUUGUUCUGAUCGUAGUAAAAUGAAACUUAUACCGGCCAUUUUAUACCAUAGAGAUAUCGAUUAAUUCGUUUAUGAAAAAUCUUUUAUGUAUUCUAUAGAUAAAUCAAAAAGCUCAACUAAUAAAAUAAUCGUUUACAUAUUUAUUCCGCCAUCUAGUAUAAUUAUUGUAAACUUAGGUGCUUAUUAUUAUCAUUGUGUUUGCAAAUACGUAUAUUUUCUGUCAUAUCAUGAUGUAAAUACGUGAAUCGAAAUAGUUAUAACAUAGAAGUAAAUAUCUGAGCUUCGUCGUUUAUUAAAUUAUGUAUUACCUAAGAUAUUGUACUUAAGAAUUUUAGUUAUUAUAAAACUAAGGAUUUCCCAAAUUUCGGGAUGAUCUUGCGCAAUAAUUAUAGCUAAAUACUUACUAUUGUCUGUACUAUUGGAAUAGCUCUGUAAAUUUCACAUGUUACUACUAUGUAAGUUAAAUUUCAAAUGUAGUCUUAAGAUUUUAUAUAAUAAAUCUAUGAAAUGUAUCUUGCA
Molecule: messenger RNA, 5998 nt
Organism: Vanessa tameamea
Lineage: Eukaryota; Metazoa; Arthropoda; Insecta; Lepidoptera; Nymphalidae
Gene: Sema2a
Product: semaphorin-2A
Exons: 19
Coding region: 624-2813 (729 amino acids)
Biological process (GO): semaphorin-plexin signaling pathway; neural crest cell migration; positive regulation of cell migration
Molecular function (GO): chemorepellent activity; semaphorin receptor binding
Source: RefSeq, a predicted model, not a curated record